Drosophila eugracilis is the source of this 489-nucleotide messenger RNA. RefSeq names its product NADH dehydrogenase [ubiquinone] 1 alpha subcomplex subunit 6 (gene ND-B14). The record is from RefSeq and is a predicted model, not a curated record. The transcript is spliced from 3 exons. Gene Ontology annotation, biological process: response to oxidative stress. The coding region runs from base 62 to 436 and encodes 124 amino acids. Lineage: Eukaryota; Metazoa; Arthropoda; Insecta; Diptera; Drosophilidae.
CACACUGUUGUGCUGCGAGCAAUUCGGUCGUUGAAAAACAGAAGAAAUAAAAACAAAUCAAAUGGCCGGACGUGAAGCCGUGAAGCGAGCCGUGCAGCAGGUGCGUCCUAUCCUGUCCGUCGACCGGGAAGAAGCCCGUAAACGGGCCCUCAAUCUGUACAAGGCCUGGUACCGUCAGAUUCCCUAUAUCGUCAUGGACUACGACAUCCCGAUGACCGUUGAACAGUGCCGGGACAAGUUACGCGAGGAGUUCGUCAAGCAUCGUAAUGUGACCGACAUUCGAGUUAUUGACAUGCUGGUCAUCAAGGGUCAAAUGGAGCUCAAAGAAUCCGUAGAGAUCUGGAAGCAGAAGGGUCACAUCAUGCGCUACUGGAAGGAGUCCCAGGAUCCAAAACCCACCGACUUCCUCUCAAAAUUCAUCCAGGGCGUUAAUUAGUUAUUGAAAUUGAAAUAGUUUAAAUACAAACUCCAUCAGAGUGUAAAAACGAA